GAGAAUCGUAAAUUACGAUUCGUAAUUUGCAAUUUAUUCCACCUGCAUCGCUCGAAAAUAAUAAAAAUAAAUACAAAAUACAGCGAAAGUUUCAAAUUUGUGUUCAGUAAAUAAUUGGAAGCAUAUCGACAGGAGGAAUGGAAGUAGACGAGUUUGUCCCCCUUCCUCCGUCCUGGUUCGAAUUUUUGCUCGACCGGACUUUGCUCGAAAGACAUUUGCGCCAAGAAGUAGCAGACCCGUCUGCGACCACUUUGUUAUCCGAGUUUGUCUUGAAUGCGGAGAAAUCAGCGGCAGAUACUAUUCCAGCGACCAAGCUGGAAAAACCCCAGUCGGAAGAAGAAUCUCUUAUCUUUUCCUAUCGACAAAAGAAAAAUCGGGCCUUAAGACUUGUCUCGUUACAAACGGCUGCCUUCUUAAAUUGGGAUUUAGAUGUUUUAACCAAGAUCCAUGUUUCUACUCAGCAUGCAUUUAUGAAGCACGUUCUGAACGUGGCGCAACCCGACCCAGCGGAAGAAAGUAGGCGUGAAUUGUCGAAAGAGUUUCUUCGCGUCCUUUACCACAGAUGGGUCUUGAGGACAUUUCAGAGUCACAAUGCGUUUGCAAAGACGGCGAGAUUUGGCCAACAGCAGGCUGAUCAAAUCAUCGCAUUAGAAAACGUCUGGAAGGAUUUAAACGUUGAUGAAUCCGUGACAUAUUUACAAACAUGCCUCUCCAACCCGCAACUUGCUUCCGCCAUCAAGAUCAUCAUCCCAAACACUGAAACCUUUGCGGUCGAUCAGACCCCCGCGUGGGAUGUAGGCGUUGAAAUUCCAAAGUCCUCCUUUGAGUCCAUCAUUCACCUCGAUCUCGGCAUUUUCCUCCUGCACAAAGGGAGCAGUGCUGAGGCGCUCGUCCACUUUCAACAGCAACAAAUGCCACUGGAGAAUUUCCCAUUUUUGAAAAUCAGCAAGCGCAAGAUGGAGGGAUAUUUGCGCUCUGUCGGCCUGCUCACCACGUUCGACCAAACCUUGGAAGACAGUAAAGUGACACCGCGAUCACUCGAUCACGCCAAAAUGUUGGAGUCUGCUCUCUCCGUGAGAAAAGGGUUGAGUCCGAGAUUAAAGAAACUCCUGAAUGUCAAGUUGGAUCCACCAGCAUUACCGAGAGGACAGGAUCGUCUCAACCCGGAUCAACGGGAUACAGAAGAGGGUGCCUUUAUCAUUCCAGGAGACGACAAGCUGUCUCUCUUCACAUUAGAGAAACGUCUGAUCGAGUCCACCAAUGCGAAAGAGAUUGAAGAUUAUAUCGCGAAAUUGCUUGGGGCUGCUACCCACCAAGGGUCAAGUCCUCGCUCUCUCUCAACCCUGUUCAACGGUUGGGAACUUCCAAUUCCGGUGCAGCACGCCGUUAAAAAUUUAACCGGAGGAGGACUUCCCUUUCAAGAACAGAUUUACAUUUUCGUUGCAAAGUCGAGACAACUGUUGAACUGCAAGGAAUACGAACAAGCGAAAAUUAUGCUUCUGACGGCAAAAUCAAAACUGCAACAAAAAUUCCAACAAACUUAUUCUGUCGGGGGACAAGUUAACUCAUACGUUUUAAAUCUGAACAAACUAAUCAUCAUGAUGGACUGGGAGAUAUUGUUGCUGGACAUUACUCAAUUUGUAUCCGAAUAUCCCGAUGGAAUUGAUCAGGACGACAUUGUAGAUUUGAAAAGUAGGUGUCGAGGAUGUCUCGAGCAGUUGCAAGAUCCUAAAACAGAAGUUAAUCCACGAUCCGAGAUUGUGGAAAAUAUUCUCGUUGCAUUCAUCAAUCUUGGCGAGUAUAGUUACGUCGCCAACUUUGACAAGAUGCAGAAUCAACGGUGGCCUUUUGUGGAAUUUAUCGCAUUAUUGGCACGCGUCUGCCACGACCUAUUUAUGGAAAGGAAGGAAACGUCGUCAAGCUAUCGAGAAUUAUGGAGUGCUGUACUUCCAAUCUUCUCCAAUAAUUCGGGAUCUUCUAAUUCCGGAAUAAAUUCUAAGAAGCAAGUUCUCAACAUUUCCAGCAAACCGUCAAUGCUCUCUUCACGCAGCUCAUUAUCCUGGGUUAUCGAUCGCUCUUGUUCUCAACCGUUGCUUUCCGUGUGGGUAUCACUUUUGGCAAAGCUACAUAAUCACAUCCUGGACGACGUAGGUAUCCAAAUUCACGCCGACUUUCUCCACAUUUGGCCCAAUAUUUUGGAUGACGUGACGUCGUCCACAUCUGUCAUUGUUGAGUUGAAGAACAACAGAGUUUCCGGAAGCUCCAAACUAAAUAGCAAACACAUUCGUGAUUUCUUGUUCUCGCUGUUGGAACGGGCCACAAAGAUCACGAGAGGUGGUGACAUGUUUAUUUGGCUGCGAUGUCUGGGUGACGUUCAUCUCGCGUCGGGAUCUCCUUCCCUCGCCAUGAAGUGCUACAUCGAGUAUUUAGCUAUGUGCACGGACUUUUUUGAAAAAUCGAACGCCCCAAACUGGGAGGACUCGAAAUUGUUCAAGAGGAUGAUCAAAUGUUGUGAAAUGUUGGGUUGUUUUACUCAGGCUGUCGUCCUGAGUCAAUUUCUCUCACCGGAAGUCGACUACUCCGUCGCGUUUGGGAUGGCUAUUGAGAAAACUACAAACGACGCAUCCGACUCGCUGUACGGGUUUAUCUGGGAUCUCACAAUUUUAGAAUUUUUAAUCAAUUUGCAUACCAAGAGGAAUGAAAUGGCGAAAAGACAACAAGCUGUAAAAGUCAUGGGCCUCUUGGAACUGAAUUCAAAUAACAAUGAGGAAAUCCAACGAGAAGCAAUGUGUUUGCGGCGAUCACAAUUUAUGAGAACAUUAGCAAAGCACUAUAUUUUUGUAUAGUUUUAUACAUAUGACGUAAGACUAUAACCUGAGUAUAAACUAUACAGACUUCAUUCUCAU
Folsomia candida is the source of this 2906-nucleotide messenger RNA. Its product is annotated as integrator complex subunit 8. Gene Ontology annotation, biological process: snRNA 3'-end processing. NCBI's taxonomy places the organism in Eukaryota, Metazoa, Arthropoda, Collembola, Entomobryomorpha, Isotomidae. Bases 138 to 2846 code for a protein of 902 amino acids. Gene Ontology annotation, cellular component: integrator complex. The record is from RefSeq and is a predicted model, not a curated record. The transcript has 11 exons.